Molecule: messenger RNA, 462 nt
Organism: Capsicum annuum
Lineage: Eukaryota; Viridiplantae; Streptophyta; Magnoliopsida; Solanales; Solanaceae
Product: photosystem I assembly factor PSA3, chloroplastic-like
Exons: 2
Coding region: 1-462 (153 amino acids)
Biological process (GO): photosystem I assembly
Source: RefSeq, a predicted model, not a curated record
AUGGCAUGGGAGAUCAUUUUCUGGUGUGAUUUGGGCGGAAAAAGAUGGGGAAAAAAAGUUGGUGGUGAUUUAGAUUUGGUGCUACUGUGUUGUUGGUUAGCUGCAGUGGGAGCUGGUUUACUCAAGUCUGAGGAAAUUUUAGAGGGUGUAGCAAGGUUUAGUUUAGCAAAUGAUAUUGAAUUUGAAGAGCAAAACUUCAUUGCAUUGAUGAAUGAAGCAAGAGAGAAACAAGCAAAAUUGGGACCUCCUACACCUAAAAUCCCCAUGGACGUUAUACAUGUGUGGUACUUUGGAAGGGAUCUGAUGGAAGAAGAAGAUGAAAAACUGCUAAGUACCAUGCUUAAUGCCGUCUUUCCUACAAACGGGCAGCAAAAGGUAGAAAGUAUUGUCAAAGAGAAAGCAAAGAGAGUGGGAGAUGGAACUGAAGAAAUCAAAUAUAUAGAUGCAAAUAAAAGACCUUGA